UCUUGGUCCUCGGAUGAUCGGAAUUCCCCUGCAAAGAUGGAGAACACCGUGCCAUGGUCCGAUCUCCCCAAAGAGCUCUGGUGUAUGAUCGGGAAGAAGCUCGACACCCCUACCGACGUCCGCCGGUUCCGCAGCGUCUGCUCUUCUUGGCGUUCUCUGAUCCCUCCGCUGCCCCAUGGCAAUAACCCUCCUCUGUUUCCCCUGCAACUCCCUCUCCGGCCGGGCCAAAAGCCCGCCUUCGUCACUCGAUCCACGAUCUACCGCCUCCAGCCGCCGGAAGAAUCCGGCCCGGCCUUUGCCUGGCUGGUCAAGCUCGAGGGAUCCGGCGAGCCGGGCCGCCCGCUCCGCCUCCUGAGUCCGCUCUCGAAGGAGCUGAUCAAGUACAAGCCCGGUUCUUUUCCUAGCGUGUUGAACACUUUGGACUUCAGGGUCACCGAGAUUGUUAAAGAGUACGCUGUCGAGGUCGAUGACGGGGCCAAUUUCCGCCGUGUCGCGAAGGUAGCUUUGUUCCCUGAUUCCGCGUGGGCCGAUGCAGGGGAGUGUGCGGUGGUUGGGAUUCUUGAGGGAGGGAAAUUGGGGCAUUGGAGAUAUGGGGAUGAGGAAUGGAGUGUGAUCGAAGGCCAAGAUUGUCAUUUUGAUGAUGUCAUGGUCUACAAAGGGCAGUUCUAUGCUGUGGAUAGGCUUGGGACCGUAUCAUGGAUCGACCCGUCUUUCCGGGUCGUGCCAUUCUCACCACCCAUGUGCGGUGGCGGCGACAGGAAGCACAUGGUGGAGGCAGGCGGUGACCUCUACGUGGUGGACCGGUACCUCGAGAGGGCCGCUCUGACAAGGUACCGGAACAACCGGGAGGUCGGCUCGGAGACGGUUAAGUUUAGAGUGUAUAGGUUGGAUCAAGAAUGGGGCAAAUGGGAUGAAGUGAGGAGGCUCGGUGAUGUGGCCCUGUUUCUGGGUGAUCACAGUUGCUUCUCAGUGUCUGUGCAAGAGUUCGGUGGGUGCGUUGGGAACUGCAUUUACUUCACUGAGUUGAGUAAUUUUUAUGGUGUUGAAGUCCAUGUCUUUUGCAUGGAGGACCAUAGCAUCAAGAGGGCGGCGUUCUCGCCGGACUACUUGAGGAUCCUGUGGCCGCCCCCGGCUUGGAUCAGCCCGAGCCCAUGCCCCCUCGAUCCGAAAACAUGAGGACAGUUUUCUAGUUCGAUCUGGUACGGAUUCAAUCUCGAGCAGAAUUGGGUUUGUAAUUCGGUUUUCAGUAUGAAUGAAAAGUGGAAGUUGUAAUUGCUUUGUGAGGCAUUGAGAAUCCAUGUUCUGUUGGCUUUGCUGAAUUUCUUUGUGCCUUGGUAUGCUCUGAACAUUGGAACCUUAUUUAUUCCAAAUUGACUGAAAAAAUUGGGGGUUAACACUAAUCAGACAGAAAACUCAUACAAGCAGAGAAUGCUUGAUGCAUAAAAUUGCUCACUCGAAACUAGACGGAUAUAGUGGAGAUGGAUUGGGGAAAUAUCAUGUAGUUAUCCUCAGUUUUAUACCGUGAUCAACAUUAUAAGCAGAUGUGGAGGGGGUUAUGGUUUGAAGUAUCUCUCAUGAGCACGAACGGCAAAGGAAAAAUCACGGAGAAGGUGCAAAGAACAAAACAUGGGUGAUGGUCACCACCAAAGUCCUUGCCUCCUGGACGAGAAAUAUAUGAAGCGGGUAUUCAAGUGAGUUUUGGGACACAUUCGAUUUUGACAAGAAAAUGGAUCAUGAUAUGUAAUCUACCUGUUUUGUGACUUGUGAGAUAACGAGAAAUUUCCAUACUAA
Messenger RNA from Eucalyptus grandis, 1791 nucleotides. Its product is annotated as putative F-box protein At1g65770. Lineage: Eukaryota; Viridiplantae; Streptophyta; Magnoliopsida; Myrtales; Myrtaceae. The transcript has a single exon. The record is from RefSeq and is a predicted model, not a curated record. The coding region runs from base 37 to 1176 and encodes 379 amino acids. Gene Ontology annotation, molecular function: protein binding.